Messenger RNA from Aspergillus puulaauensis, 747 nucleotides. Its product is annotated as demethoxyubiquinone hydroxylase family protein. The transcript has a single exon. NCBI's taxonomy places the organism in Eukaryota, Fungi, Ascomycota, Eurotiomycetes, Eurotiales, Aspergillaceae. The record is from RefSeq and is a predicted model, not a curated record. Bases 1 to 747 code for a protein of 248 amino acids. Gene Ontology annotation, biological process: ubiquinone biosynthetic process. Gene Ontology annotation, cellular component: mitochondrial inner membrane. Gene Ontology annotation, molecular function: 3-demethoxyubiquinol 3-hydroxylase activity.
AUGAAUUCCUUGACAGCGGUUCGGAGGUGCUAUUCGCCCUCUUGCUGUAGACCAACAGCUCCUCUAUUGCUAGAUUUUCUCGCACCAUCCGCCCUCCGCCGACAAUAUCACGCAUCCCCAAUCUACAAAUCCGCCGAAUCCGAGUCAAGUCCCGAAUCCCCAAAGCCGAAGUAUGUUCUGAAUAAAAGGCAACGAGAGUUUCUCGAUAGCGCGCUACGAGUCAACCAGGCUGGCGAAUUAGCUGCAACGCUAAUUUAUACCGCCCAAACGCCGCAAGUCGUCCGUUCGCAUCCACACCUCCGACCGUUGAUGAAGCACAUGUACGACCAGGAGGAAGGCCAUCUCACGACAUUCAACGAGAAAAUUUCCAAGCAUCGAGUGCGCCCGACGGCGAUGUACCCGGUUUGGGAAACUGCAGCGACUUUUCUGGGCUGGUCGACGGGUGUCAUGGGACGAGAGGCAGCGAUGGCCUGUACUGAAGCUGUGGAAACAGAAAUCGGCUCACAUUACAACGAUCAAGUUCGGGAAAUUUUGUCGUGGGAAGCCGAGGCGCACAGUCGUGGAGAGGAGCUGGAUGAUGAGCUGAAGGAGAUGCUCACGACUUUUCGAAGAAUCCGGGAUGAGGAACUCGAACAUCUAGACCAUGCUGUUGAGAACGAUUCCAAGGAGGCACGGCCAUACGAUCCCCUUGUCAAUGCUAUCCGACUCGGGUGCAGAGCGGCCAUCAAGAUCAGCGAAAGAGUAUGA